This is a messenger RNA of Lynx canadensis (Canada lynx), 3854 nucleotides long. RefSeq names its product cell migration inducing hyaluronidase 1 (gene CEMIP). Lineage: Eukaryota; Metazoa; Chordata; Mammalia; Carnivora; Felidae. The coding region runs from base 1 to 3792 and encodes 1263 amino acids. The transcript has 23 exons. The record is from RefSeq and is a predicted model, not a curated record.
AUGGUGUGCGUCAUAAAGGAGACGAUAAACACGGGGAGGAGGGGAGAAGCUGCAGCAGCCAUCCGUGCUGGCUUUGACCCUGGAGGGCCUUGGUCUGGACACCGGAAGGAGUGGAACUCGCUGAGCACCUACUACGUGCGGGGAUCCCUCUCCAAGGCCACGCUUUCAGAAGUAAACCCCGGCAGAAGAGCCAGCGACUCACCAGCCCCGCCCCCACCCCGCGGCCGCUCGGGCGCACGCAGGACGUCUCGCCCGCCGCCUCGCGGGGUCGGAGGUCGCCCGCCCGCCCCGACCCCCACGCCCCCACCCCUCGAGCGGCCGGCCCUCGGCGCCCGGGCUCUGGCGCCAUCCCCCGGCGGCGGCGGCGGCGGCGGGCUCGGGUCUGCGCCUCCCGGAGCGGGCCGCCAGAGCCCGCCGGGGUCCCCCGCCCCACCUCGCCGAGGGCGUCGGCCGGGGCGGGCGCCUGGGGGCCCCGGGGCGGAGCCAGCCCGGCCGGCGCGGCGCAGGGAAGCCGCCGCGCGCUAUAAAAGCCGCCGCUCUGGCCGGGGCGCCGGGGAGCGGAGCGUGGCGCGGCCGGUGGGGCCGGACUGGCGGGCGCGGGAGGCGCGGGGCGUCCGGAACAGAGCGCGGCCGGCCGUGCGCGGAGCCCUUCGCUUCUCCGGCGCAGCCGCCCCUCCGCCGGCGCACGUCCCGGAGCGCGCGGGGGCCCUGGGCUGGGGCCGCCGCACCGCCCCUGCCAGCCGCGCUCACGGCCCGGGAGGCGUGCCGCCGCCGCCGUCGCCGCCCGCCGUCGCCGCCGCGGACCCGGAGGGUCGCGGGAAAACGUCGCCCGUCGGUGGCUUCGGUCAGCCCGUCCGCUCGCUGCUCUGCGUGGCUGAGUCUUGCUCCCGGGACGCUGGCUGGCGGGCGAGGGACCGCUCCGAGGGUCGGGUCGCCGGGUCCGGCCGCUCACACUGUGCACUAGCGCGUGUGCGCCUGGCCACGUUGCGCCCUGCGGCUCGGCCCCGCGCGCUCUUCCUCCUGGGCCCCCCUCCGCCUCCCGCCGCCUCUGGCUCCCGCACCCCCGGAUCGCGCUGGGCUCCCCGCGUCGCGCUGGCGCGGGAGGCGACCGGAUGGCCAGAGACCUUCUGGAAUGGACCCGGCGGCACGCAUGUGCUCUGGAGAAAGGCGCCCAGUGCGCCCGAGGUCGUCAGCCGCAGACUCUCAGCUCUCAGAGACCGCCGCCGCCGGUCCCCAAGCGUCCAGCACGGCGGCCGUCCAGGCGCGCCUCCAGCAGCCGGCUUUGAGGUCCUGAGUCUCGCUCCGCGCAGCCAGCGUUGCCCACAGCGGUCUGGAGAGGGAUGCCGGGCGCGCCCCGGGGCUGGGGACCCGCGGCUUUGCGUGCCCAGGCGCGGCGCCACCAUGGACAGCUCCCAGCCACUUCCUCCACUCCGGGUGUGCGGCCCUGGGUCUCGGGAAGCUCGACGCUGGGCGACGUGUCCCCUCCUGUCUUGGCCCCUGCAGGUCAAGGACGUGGUGGGCUAUAACUCCCUGGGCCACUGCUUCUUCACGGAGGACGGGCCGGAGGAACGCAACACCUUUGACCACUGUCUGGGCCUCCUGGUCAAGUCUGGGACCCUCCUCCCCUCCGACCGGGACAGCAAGAUGUGCAGGAUGAUCACGGAAGACUCGUACCCGGGCUACGUCCCCAAGCCCCGGCAGGACUGCAACGCAGUGUCCACCUUCUGGAUGGCCAACCCCAACAACAACCUCAUCAACUGCGCGGCCGCGGGCUCCGAGGAAACCGGAUUCUGGUUCAUUUUUCACCACGUUCCAACGGGCCCGUCGGUGGGAACGUACUCGCCAGGUUACUCCGAGCACAUCCCGCUGGGAAGGUUCCACAAUAACCGAGCACACUCCAACUACCGCGCUGGCAUGAUCAUUGACAACGGGGUCAAAACUACGGAGGCCUCUGCCAAGGACAAGCGGCCCUUCCUGUCCAUCAUCUCUGCCAGGUACAGCCCUCACCAGGAUGCCGACCCGCUGAAGCCCCGGGAGCCGGCCAUCAUCAAACACUUCACGGCCUACAAGAACCAGGACCACGGGGCCUGGCUGCGCGGCGGGGACGUGUGGCUGGACAGCUGCCGGUUCGCUGAUAAUGGCAUCGGCCUGACCCUGGCCAGCGGCGGGACCUUCCCGUAUGAUGAUGGCUCCAAGCAGGAGAUCAAGAACAGCCUGUUCGUCGGCGAGAGUGGCAACGUGGGGACGGAGAUGAUGGACAACAGGAUCUGGGGCCCCGGUGGCCUGGACCACAGCGGGAGGACCCUCCCUAUAGGCCAGAAUUUUCCGAUCCGAGGAAUUCAGUUCUAUGACGGCCCCAUCAACAUCCAGAACUGCACCUUCCGCAAGUUCGUGGCCCUGGAGGGCCGGCACACCAGUGCCCUGGCCUUCCGGCUGAACAACGCUUGGCAGAGCUGCCCCCAUAACAAUGUGACCAACAUUGCCUUUGAGGAUGUCCCGAUUACUUCCAGAGUGUUCUUCGGAGAGCCGGGGCCCUGGUUCAACCAGCUGGACAUGGAUGGGGAUAAGACGUCCGUGUUCCAUGAUGUCGACGGCUCUGUGUCCGAGUACCCGGGGUCCUACCUCACCAAGGACGACAACUGGCUGGUCCGGCACCCGGACUGCAUCAACGUCCCCGACUGGAGAGGGGCCAUCUGCAGCGGGCGCUACGCACAGAUGUACAUUCAGGCCUACAAGACCAGCAACCUACGGAUGAAGAUCAUCAAGAACGACUUCCCCAGCCGCCCCCUCCACCUGGAGGGGGCCCUGGCCCGGAGCACCCAUUACCAGCAGUACCAGCCGGUGGUCGCCCUGCAGAAGGGCUACACGGUGCACUGGGACCAGCCGGCACCCGCCGAGCUGGCCAUCUGGCUCAUCAACUUCAACAAGGGCGACUGGAUCCGAGUGGGGUUCUGCUACCCCCGCGGCACGUCCUUCUCCAUUCUCUCCGACGUGCACAACCGCCUGCUGAAGCAGACAUCCAAGACGGGCACCUUCGUGCGGACCCUCCAGAUGGACAAGGUGGAACAGAGCUUUACGGGCAGGGGCCACUACUACUGGGACGAGGACUCAGGGCUGUUGUUCCUGAAGCUGAGAGCCCAGAACGAGAGGGAGAGGUUCGCCUUCUGCUCCGUGAGAGGCUGCGAGCGAAUCAGGAUCAAGGCCCUGAUCCCCAAGAACGCGGGCGUCAGCGACUGCACGGCCACCGCCUACCCCAGGUUCGCCGAGAGAGCUGUGGUGGACGUGCCGAUGCCCAGGAAGCUCCGUGGUGCCCAGCUGAAGACAAAGGACCGCUUCCUGGAGGUGAAGAUGGAGAGUUCCAGGCAGCGUUUCUUUCACCUCCUGAGCGACGUGGCUUACAUUGAAGUGGACGGGACGAGGUACCCCAGCUCCGAGGACGGCAUCCAGAUGGUGGCGAUCGACGGCAGCCGCGGGCACGUGGUGAGCCACACGAGCUUCAGCAGCACCAUGCUGCAGGGCGUCCCAUGGCAGCUGUUCAGUCACGUGGCGGCCAUCCCCGACAACUCCAUUGUGCUCGUGGUGUCGAAGGGACGAUACACUUCCAGGGGCCUGUGGACCAGAGUGCUGGAAAAGCUCGGCGCAGAUAAGAGCCUCAGGUUGAAAGAGAAAAUGGCGUUCGUUGGCUUCAAAGGGAGCUUCCGGCCCACCUGGGUGACUCUGGACACCGAGGACCACGGUGCCAAAAUCUUCCAAGUGGUGCCCAUCCCCGUGGUGAGGAAGAAGAAACUGUGAGGACGCCAGCCACCUCGUGUCGCUCCGCAGUGGACGGUGGACUCUUGGCCGCGGGCCAGGCG